AUGCCAAGAGCGGCAGUGAGAGUGCAGGGAGCCCGAAACCAUACCCACUGGUUCCUGCGAGGAGACGGAAACACACAGGACAGAAGCAGCGGCGCCAGCAGCACUCACUCCUCCGAGUCCGUGUCGGCGUACACCUCCCGCGCCAAUUCCGAGGAGAAGGUCGUCGGCAGCAUGCAGGCUCGCGAGCAUCCUUACUUCGACCAGCACGACUCUCCCGGACGGCCACAGUACGAGAGCUACGAUGGGAGCGGGUAUCCCUCUCUUGACAUCGCUAGCAGCCGCGCCAGCUCCGCGCGAUACAGCAAUGACGUUCUGGCACAAUUCAGCAAACCGCCUCCGAACAAUCAAGUCAACGGACAUUACAGCGAUUACGACUUCGGUCCGCCCCUAGAUCAGCAACAACGAGCACCGAGCGCUCAUCCGAUCGUGACCGGACAAUUGAACGACUUCAAAUUUGACCCCUCGGACGAGUCUCCGAUCGCUAGUCAUCAUAUCAGCCUGAACACGAAAGUGCAUGAACGGAAUCAAGACGCUGUAGGCCAACAUUUGCUGUACGAGACUGCUCUUCUGGACACCCAAUCUUACAAGAUCCUCGAUAUUGAUGAGGUGGAUUCGCUGAAGAAAGAGCGUGCACGCUUGGAUCAAAGGAUAGAGGCGACUGAGAGAAAGCUUGCUUUGGAGCGGAAGGUGAAAGAUGCCGCGCAGAAUCUUCAGAGAUUGUAUACGGCGGGCAAGAAAGAUCCACGGCCAGACACACCACAAAGCUCCGAGAGUCCUCUGAAAGGUAGAAACAGUACUCUGAGUAGUAAGAGACCGGGAAGCAGCGGCAGUGAGGGUUCAAAAUUGCUACAUCAGACUCAGGAUGAGCUUGCUCAGAGCGUCAAGAAGGUCGAAGAGUUGAACGAGCAAAUCAAAGACCUCCUCAACAGGCGAGAGGUAGUGGAGUCAAGACUUCUCAGGCAUACAGCUGCUGUUCUGGCUGCGCAAGCGAGUCAACCGCCAGACAAUCGAACUGAUGCUUUGGUUAAUGGUCAUCGAUCCGCCGACAAUGACGAAUUGGAACUUCCCGAUCCUGACGAAUUUGAUGGAAUCCGAGACAUUCUACGGGGCAAGUCCGCGCCUCCCAGCAAGCAGAAACUCGAAGAAUUGAAGGGCGAGCACGAACAGCAGCUUCUCAGCGUGCAGGAGAGACUGGAACAUUUGAAUUCACAACUUCGCAGUGUAAUCACUGAAGCAAGCCGAACACGUGGGAUUGAUCCUCUGCCCGAGCCGCAAGUCAGGAGAAACUCGAAUGGAACAAUAGAGCGCCUCGAUCACACCUUCUCAAUUGUUGAGACGAACGUGAAGGCUCUCGAGCAGGAACGCGAGGAGAACAAAGCGCAUUAUGCUCAAAUGCAGGAUACCGCGAUCUUGACGCGGAAUACUGUUGAAGAGCAGCUGGAGGUGCUUAAUUCGAAAUUCUACGAGAACCUGAAGUCUUCAUCGUCCUCGGAGCUCGUACAAAAUCUUGAAGCUCCGCCCCAGGCAGCAGGACAUGGCUAUCAGCACCAAUUGCAAUAUCUCGAGGAAUCGCUGCUCAACAUGGAGAGGCUUUUGCAAUCGAACAACGAGGUGCAAGCGAAAGCGGUAGAGCAUGCGCAAAAGGCAAGCGAAUACGAAACAACGCUUAGCGGUCUUUGGGCGAUUAUGGUCACUGAUACGCCAAGCGGCCUUACUCCCCAGGGUAGCAUGGACGACAGCAGCCGCUUGAGCUUCUCUCGCGGUGAUGGUUCCCCUACGUCCUGUCUGAAGGAAGAUUUCUCCCUACCUGCUUUCAGCUCCCGCGUGCAACAUCUGUUCAACAUCGCCUCUGGGGCAAGAGAGCAGCAGGAUAUCCUGCGGCGCCAGAUUCAGCAACAGCGUGACCUCAAUGGCAAGUCGGAUAUGGAAAAUCAGGCUCAAGUGGAAGAGAUGCAGGCACGGUAUGAUCAACUCGCCAGCUCUCACAAUACCAUGCAAGAAGAUCUUGCCCGGGCCAUGACGAAUCAUCAGCAAGCUGAGCACGAAGCGAAUGAAAGCCGCGGCGAGCUCAUGAACGUCAUGAACGAGCUCGACCAGCUCCGCAAGAGGGUCGAAGAAUCUCAGACACGUCAGAAAGAGGUUGAUGAGCGCCACGCCCAAAUAUCUGCGGAGCGUGAGGAGGCGGUGGGGCGUCACAACGAGAUACAGCAAGAAAUGCAGGACCUCGAAUCAGAAGUCGUGCGGCUUACAACCGAGCUCACCAUCGCCAAGGCUGAUCUCGAAGGCGCCUACGGCACGCGCAAGCAGCGGCAGAAGGAAGCAGGUGUGGCAGCCGAGGAGAUGGAGGCAUUGCAGAAGCUCAAAGACCAAGAGAUUGCCGAUCUCAAGAAGUCUCACGAACAACAAAUCGAGACGUUACGUCGCGAGCAAGCAGACCGGUCCAAGCUGCUCGAGAUGGAGCUGCAAGACAUGACGAAUGAGUUCCAAGAGAUGACCCGCGAGAGCCUGGAAUUGGAGAAGGAGCGAGGGCAGCUGGAAGGACUGAUUGAUGGGUUGAGGGAGAGAUGCGAUUUGCUUGAACACCAGCUCCUGGACGAACGAGUGAAGUGGAUGGGACUCAGGAGUCCAGGUGGUAAUGAUCCUAGUGGACCAAGAGAAGCGACGAGUGUGAUGGUCCUGCGGCAGGAGUUCAAGAAGAUGAUGAGAGAGGCAAGAGUCGAGGGCGUGAGAUUGAUUCGGGUGAGUAUUUACAUGCCGUGCCCGCAGACGCUCCAUUCUAAGCCAUUUUCCAGACCGAACAAGAAGAGAGGCGCAAGCUAGAAGCGGAAAUCCGCAAGAUACGCCAGCUGCACACGCCCAUGUCUCGAUAUGGACCGGGCCUGCGCUCCAGCAGCAUCGCGACGCCCAUCCACAGCCGUCUCGGCUCAACGAUAAAUGGUGUGCCCGGAACACCUCCGACGCUGGCAUUAUCGCCUUCGUCGUCGGCGCGAGAGACGGCAGCAGGUUGA
This is a messenger RNA of Lecanosticta acicola, 3008 nucleotides long. Lineage: Eukaryota; Fungi; Ascomycota; Dothideomycetes; Mycosphaerellales; Mycosphaerellaceae. The record is from the annotation of a GenBank genome assembly.